Messenger RNA from Anguilla rostrata (American eel), 3242 nucleotides. It is a transcript of the gene atg10, whose product is annotated as ATG10 autophagy related 10 homolog (S. cerevisiae). NCBI's taxonomy places the organism in Eukaryota, Metazoa, Chordata, Actinopteri, Anguilliformes, Anguillidae. Gene Ontology annotation, cellular component: intracellular anatomical structure. The transcript is spliced from 7 exons. Gene Ontology annotation, biological process: protein modification by small protein conjugation; macroautophagy; protein lipidation. The record is from RefSeq and is a predicted model, not a curated record. The coding region runs from base 371 to 1081 and encodes 236 amino acids. Gene Ontology annotation, molecular function: Atg12 transferase activity.
GAGAAAUAUUAGUUUCAACAGCUGUUUCUUGAUCCUCUUCUCGGUAAUAUACAAUGACGAGACACAUCGUGUCUCGUUUCUGUUUACAAAAGUUACUCGGGGUGAACUGAGAGGAACGCUUCUAUUUUUUAUUCACGCAACGGUCUGCGAGUGUCCAAAAAUAACUGCCGUUUGACGGGAAACAGUUUUUAAUCAAGUGUCAGGUCCACUCUAUGAAACCGCUUCUCCCUUGCACAUUGCAGACGUGUUGGAGGGACCUCCGUGGUCUACAGUUAUUCCUCACGAAAGGGCGUCUUGAAACCGCCUGCACCGAAUAGCAUUUGCUGUUCCGUCAUCUCCCCUCCGCUUUUGGUAUCCCGGAAGUUCACCGAUGACAGGAGAGAGGGGAAAGGGGACGAGUGCUCUCCACCUGGACGAGGAGACCUUCCGCCGGGCCUGCCGGCGUUUUGUCCAGCACUCCCACGCCCUCAGUGAUGGAUGGAGCUGGGAGGAGGUGAAGGGGUCCGAUGAAGGCUACAUGAGGAAGACUGUUCUGGUCCCGGGGAGGACCGCCCCUCGUUCCGCCCGAAAUGGCGCCAGUGAACCGGCGGACGACUUGGACACCCUGGGGCAGAGAGAAGGGCAGGACCUAGAAGAUGACGAUGAGGAGCAGGCUGGUGAUGACGAAGAGCACGCGGCAUCAGAGACGUCCUCUCCGACCCGCUAUGAGUACCAUGUCCUGUACUCCUGCAGUUACCAGGCCCCAGUGUUAUACUUCAGAGCGUCUACCCUAGACGGCCGUCCUCUGUCCCUGGAGGACAUAUGGGACAACGUCCACCCAAAUUACAGACAGCGCCUUUUGCAGGGGCCCUGGGACACCAUUACCCAGCAGGAACACCCUCUGAUUGGCCAGCCCUUCUUUGUGCUCCAUCCUUGUCGAACGCAGGACUUGAUGAGGCCCAUAUUGGCAGCAGCCAGUGCAGAGAAUAGGAGUCUGAAUUACAUCGUUUCCUGGUUGAGUUCGGUGGGGCCAGUGGUGGCACUCAAUGUCCCCCUGAGUUAUGCUCAUAUAGGUUCUCAAUCUUCAGAGGAGCCAGAAUGACACACAUACACACACACACACACACACACACACACAAGAACUUGCUCAUAUUCACAGAAACACACACAUUCACACAUAAUGCCUCACUUAUAUUCUUGGAAAAACACACACACACAUACACACACAAGAACUUGCUCAUAUUCACAGAAACACACACACACAUAAUAACUCACUCAUAUUCUUGGAAACACACACACACACACAUACACACACGCACACACACACACACACAUACACGCACGCACACACACACACAUACACACACACACACACACACACACAUACACGCACGCACGCACACACACAGCAGCAGCUCCAGACCCACAGCAGCCCUGCAGCCCUGGUGAGCUCUGGUGAGCGCGCGAGUCCUUUCCUCGUCCUUACACAGCCCCCCGUAGGCUGCGCACCGCGCAAACGGACGCUCACGCACGCCGCGCGCCGCCGCUGCCCGCCGCUUCCGAGCGGCCAAGGUGACCACGGCACCGAGCCCGUUUCCGACGGCUCAAUGUCGGACCCAAGGUCAAGAUCGGAGGCUGCUGUGAAAGCGCGCUCGCGCAGGCAGACGCAGCAGCCUGGGGAAGCGGAGGCUAGGAGACGCUCUGAGCGAGAGCGAGGAGAGAACAAUGAUCUGCCUCCCUGCGUCUUCCUGUGUGAAGCCCGCAGCGGUGCCAACGCUACAAUUAGCAGUGGAGAGAACGCCAGGCAGGAUGUGACAGAGGCAGGGUAGAGAGAACUAGCACUCCCCAUUCCCUCAUAGUGCUAUUAGUGUGUGUGUGUGUGUGUGCGUGUGAGAGAGUGUGCGUGUGCGUGUGUGUGUGUGUGCGCGUGUGUGAGAGUGUGCGCGCGUGUGGGUACGUGUUUACGUGUGGGUGUUUGUUUGUGUGCGGAUUCAUGUCUGCUGUUUUUGCAAGUGUGUGCCUGUGGCUGGGGGGCUGGCAGGGGGGGGGGUGUGUAGGGGGGAGUUAUUUUGGGUGCCUGCAAAAUGAAACAGUGAAUUCGGGAGAGAUCAUCUCCCAGUAGCUCCGUUUGUUUUUUUGUGUGAAAACAAAAGCACUGCACAGCACUGCACAGAGAGAACAGACCUCUUUUUCCACAAAGGGAAAAUAUUCCCAAGCAUAUAAUCUUAUAUAACAUAUCUACCUAUCUAUCUACCUAAUAUAAAUAUACACAUUAUUACAUUCACUGUAUGUACAUGUAUAUAUACAGUGAACUUCAUCAUUAUUUCUUUAUUUGGCUCUGUACUCUAUGAUUUUAAAUUUGCUAACAAUUCACAUGUGGUUUAAGUGCAGAUGCUCAGCUUUUUUUAAAGGGUAUUUUUUAUACAAUUUGGUUUCACCAUCUGGAAAUUACAGCACAGUUUUAUGCAACCAUCUCCCCCCCCCCCCCCAUUUUAGGGUACCAUAAUGUUUGGGAUAUAUUAUUGUCAUGUAAUUUAAAGUAGUCAUGUUUAGUACUUUUGUCGCAUAUUUUUUGCAUGCAGUGCCUUCUUUGAGUCUGUGACCCAUAGACAUCAGCAGGUGGUGAGUAUCUUCUCUGGUGAUGCUCUGCCAGGCCUGUACUGCAGCCAUCUUCAGCUCCUGCUGGUUUUGGAGGCUAGUUGCCUAAACUUCUCUCUUCAGCCUAUGAAACACAUGUUCACUUGGAUUCAGAUCAGGUGACUGACUUGGCCAGUCACAAAUUUUCCUGGUUUUGGCUUUGAAGAACUCCUUUGUUGCUCUAGCUGUAUGUUUGGGAUCACUGUCUUGCUGUAGGAUGAAGCACUGUCCAAUGAGUUUGGAGGUAUUUUCUUGGACUUGAGCAGAUAAGCAAGCAGACAUGGUUUCGUGCUCUACAGAAUUAAUUCUGCUCCUGCUAUCAGCAGUUACUUCAUUAGUGUUUUAUUAGUAAGACAAGUCGUUGGUACCUGUGGCACCCAUACAUGCCAAAACCAUAACACAACCACCACUGUUUCACAGACGACUAUGUAUAAAAAGUGUUGUAAUUUCUACUUGGUGAAACCAAAAUGUAUAAACAUAUCUUUUUAUAGAAAAACAUGUCCAAAAACAUCAUGGAGCUGAUAUACAGUAUGUGUGUGUGUGUGUGUGUGUGCAUGCGUGCGUGCGUGCAUGCGUGUCUAAAAACACACAUUUCUCAUGACUUGGUCAUUUUUGGCAUGAUAUCU